This is a messenger RNA of Trypanosoma cruzi, 2169 nucleotides long. RefSeq lists its product as uncharacterized. The transcript has a single exon. The record is from RefSeq and is a predicted model, not a curated record. NCBI's taxonomy places the organism in Eukaryota, Euglenozoa, Kinetoplastea, Trypanosomatida, Trypanosomatidae. The coding region runs from base 1 to 2169 and encodes 722 amino acids.
AUGUCUACAUCUACAGACAGCAACUGUCAAAACCCCACCGUGCCGUUGGUAGCCUCCUUGGCACAAGUUGUGUGUGACAAGACGUCUGGGCAAAGCCAUUGGUGCGAUAAGGAGGGCACGCCAGAAGGUGUAGAGCAGGCGAAAGUGCAUCAAAAAUCUAUGCGGGCCCCGCGUGUGGCAUUACCACGUGAAGCCUGUCAUCCCUUUUUUUAUAAUUAUGAGGUGUCAGACUCUCUGCUGCAGUGGCUGAAAGUCUUUAUUGUCGGUCUGUUGCUUCUACCCACGCGUGUAUUGUAUGCACUGCUGCUUCUGGCACUGGCGUCGCUUUUUGCGGUACUCACUAGCAUCCUCGGGGAGGGGAGCAGUGGAGGUGAGGAACUCCAGCAGAAAAAAGAAGAAGAACAAAGAGGAUGUGUACAGGCACCGAGGCGCAGUCGACGACGCUUGUCACGUGCAGUGAUGCGGUGGCUUACGUUAUCUCUCGGCUACUGGCGUAUCCAUCGUCAAAAGGUCUUUAAUUACGGCCGUCACGCAGACGGCUCUUACGCGGAGGCGCCUGUCAUUGUGGCGAAUCACUGUACGUUGCAGGAUGGUCUUUUGCUACUUGGCGAGCAUAACGUGUCGCUUGUCGCGGGGCCGUCGGAAGCCGGAUGGAUGCGUGUAGUUGCAUGGGGCGAGCACUGCAUUGAGAGUCAUGAAGUAAAGUCGAGGCUGAUGUUUUGGAAGCAGCAGAAGCACGGUGCAACGAGGAAUGACUGUCAUUGGCCGCUUCUUGUGUUUCCCGAAACAUGUUAUACAAACUCACGGGCACUCAUUCAGUUUCAGACGGACGUAUUUGCCGCGGGCCUCCCGGUGCAGCCGCUCCUUGUGCAACACAUGUACACACAUUUUGACCCGUCCUGGUGCUGCGCGAUGCUGCCACUGACGGGGAUGCUGCUCCGCACCAUGUGUCAAGUGUACAACACGGUGGAAUUAACGUAUCUUCCCGUCUACGACCCAUCACCCGAGGAACAGGAAGACGCCACGCUUUACGCGGAAAAUGUGCGACGUGUCAUGGCGCAUGCCAUGAAGGUGCCUGCAACGCAACAUAACAAAACGGACGUGAGGCUCAUACUUCUGGCACAUAGGCUGAAGUUACCCGUUGAGGCGGUUAACAUGGAAGUGGGACACCCACAUUUUAUGGGAAUGCCGUAUGAGCGGAUGGAGCACAUGCUGUGUCGCUUUGCAGCGGCCCUGCGGUCUCGUAAGGUUAAUUCUAUUGGCCCUAAAAUAUAUCUACAGUGGCGAUAUCGCUUUUGCGUGCCAGAGGGCUUUAUGACUUCGUCGGAGCUGGGCAAUUUUCUGAUGCCGUUUGGAGAUUAUCCACUUCUCCUCGAUCGCCUGUUGAAUCAUCUCUCCCGACAUGCCGCUGUUCGAGGCAUUUUUAUUGCCUUUCGUGACUUCCUCUCCGCCAUGUACACCGAGCCUUUCCCAUUGCGAAAGGAAUCGCCUGGGACUCUCCAGACCGGGAGGGAAGUCUACAUGGACGAGGUGGAAGAGGAGGUGGCCGUGACGUUUGUACUGCGACGCACAUUCGUGUUGUUGUUGCUGGCAGCAGACACGCUAUUCACACAAAAGAAGGAGAUGUCAAUAGACACGAACAGGAAUUGUGAGCCAUCACCAUCAUCGUUGGUUCUUUCCUCCUCUUCCUCUUCCUCUUCCUCUACCUGCGUGGACGGUGUGGAGAAGGGACGGACGUCAACGUUCAUUUACGGCCAUGAGGUACGCCAUCCCACUCGAAGGCCAAAAACCGAUGGGUUGUACUCGAUACUUACAGCGACGGCGGAGGACACGAUGGACAGCGUCUUGUGUGAUCGGCAUUUGGACCGCGACAUGUUCGACGUGUUGUGCGAUAUUCUUUUUAUUCCUCAUCGCACGACGAUGUGGCGCGGUGCGACCGCCAAGUCCUCUGCCCAAAUAGCAGAAGAAGAUGCGCUCUUUGCAUACAUACGCGGCGGUGCGAACCCGGGAGUGGUGAAAACGACAGACAUGUCGUUUACAGGAGAGGACAAUACCAAGUCUUACAUAACACUGCAUGCGUUUUUGCGCUUUGGUCGCAAGCACCGUGCCACUGCGGAGUAUUUUCACGCCUGCUGCGAGCACUUCCUUCUUGGCGAUGACUUGGCGUAG